AUGCAGACCCAGAAAUCAUUGCCAGAGAUACAGCUUAAACUCGAAGCCUUAACCAUUUGUGCAAAGAAAACCCAUACGGAAAACCAUUUCAAACCUUGUAUGAUGAUGGCACCAAGCGUCCUUGUUUCUCCGACGUCUUCUUCUUUGAUCGGAGAUUACAUCGGCAUGGAGAGUUGCUUUGAUCUCGGCAACAAUGAUUACGGCAGCGGCGAUGGUAGAAUUGAUUGUAUUCAUGACAAGCGAGAACAGCGGUGUUGUACGAAGAAGAAAGAUAUUCCGCCGCCGAUACCUUGCCGUAUGCCGUGGGUGUUGAAAAGGUACUACACUAGCGAUAGACGGUUGAUUAUCAGAAGAGAAAGAGUGGGAUUCAAUGAAUAUUUUCAAGCUCACCGAUCCAAUGGUCGUUUAGUAUUAGAUCUUGUGCCUUUUGAUUAUAUCAACAACGAGUUUGAUGAUAAAGAAGCUGGGGUCAACGAGGAAGAUGAUCGAGUCGAUGUUUUGGACAAUGAAACAGAUACUAUUAACGACCAUGACGACGACGACAACAAGAUGGUUGAAGCUUUGCAUAAAGAGAAUGAAAUUGCUGUGAUUGAAGACUCAAUAGUGAAAUGUCCGACUGCUGAGACUCCAUCGGAGAAUGGGAUUACAGCAAAUGGAGGAAAAUGCUUGAAAUACAACAGUGUAAGAGCAAGCCCCUCAUGUUUUCUUGGUUUGCCGGUGCCAGCAAUAAGGCCAGUUCAUAGUUAA
Molecule: messenger RNA, 747 nt
Organism: Hibiscus syriacus
Lineage: Eukaryota; Viridiplantae; Streptophyta; Magnoliopsida; Malvales; Malvaceae
Exons: 1
Coding region: 1-747 (248 amino acids)
Source: RefSeq, a predicted model, not a curated record